AUAACACUGGCUCAUCAACCUCCGACGACCUCAUACCACAUCGAGUUAUACCGCGAAUAUGGCGGACUCGAAGGGAAACGAGCCCGAGAAGGAUCUUAAGAAGCUCGAAAAGCAGCAGGAGUUGGAAGAUGCCGCCUUUCUCGCCAAUCUCGAAAAGGACUCGAAGGAGUUCGAUAAGGACAGCGAGAUCAAUCGCAUUAUGAACAGCUUUCGCGCCAACGCAUACGACGUGUUGGAUCUGCAGCCUGGUGUUCCCGAGGAAGAUAUCAAGAAGGCGUACCGAAAGAAAUCGUUGUUGAUCCAUCCGGAUAAAACGAGCAAUCCAUACGCCAAAGACGCCUUCGACCGACUCGCAAAAGCAUACCAGGCUCUUCUUGAUGAGAAGCAGCGCGAGAGGCUCGACGAGGCCAUUGCCGACGCGAGAAUGCUCUUGAUGCGUGACAAGAAGCUCACGGUGGACAGCGAGGAGGUCAAGGAUCCCGAUGUCAACUUCAUGAAAGAGUGGAAGGAGAAGGUCAAGUGGGUGCUUGCAGACAACGAGCUUCGUCGACAGCGACAGUUGAAGGCACAGAUGCAGGAAGAGGGUCGCGAGAAGAAGAGAGAGGAAGCGGAGCUGGCGGAACGCAAGCGGAAGCGUGAACACGAGCAGGACUGGGAGAAGACGCGGGACCAGCGCAUCGGGAGCUGGCGCGAGUUCUCACAAAAGAAGAGCGGAGAAAAGAGUGGCAAGCAGAAGAAGAAGAUGAAGACGCUCGGCUGAGACGAUAUCAUGCUCGCGCCGUUGUGCUGCAUGACACCAGACUUCUCUCGGUGCGCAGGGCAAUCAUCAUGGAGCGGUCGGUAAGGAUACUACCACGGCUCACGCGAUACGAAGAUACGAGGAGUGAGUUUAGCGAGGCGUCUGGCAUGGAAUUUGACAAUUUCCUCCCUCCUUCCCUCCCUCCCUCCGUUCCUGCGCGAUUCCUCCGGAUACCUGCACGUGGAGUGGUCCAGGAGGUCUUCUGACAUGUCUGGCGUUAUAAGGAGGUACUUACCUUGGCUGCUAUCGAGCUCCGUUGCGCCUGCCCUCCUCAUUCACGCUUCACAUAUGCCAUGCCGAAAGCAGUAUCUCAAGAGUUCUUGCGUCGUCGUCGUACCGUUCAGGAGUGGAAUCGUAGGUGUGGAACAUGUACGCCAAUGCAUCCACCUAUUGAUUCAGAGACUAGAAAUUGGCGAUGCCUCCGGCUUCUCCUCUUACUGCAAUGGUGCAGCCGCAAUCCAAUCUCGCAUACGGAGUGAAUGAAGUAAUCGGACCAGAGUGGAUCGGUGUCACUAGUAAACACCGCCCUGGGCCCAAUCCCACCAUAAAGUACGUGGACACGGGAUCGGACAAACGCCAGAGGCCAUUGUCAACACCAGCACCAACACCAACAUCGCCUUCCGCACCAACAUCGCCCUCCGCACCAUCCACGCCAGUUUCGCACAUGGCUCGUUCCAAGGCGGUCGUUGUCAAGAUGCCAGUUGCGCAAAUGACUGGUCCCAAUGCGCGCGUGGGAAAGCUGCCCGUCGCCAUUACGGCGCAGACACCAGCCGCCUCCAGAUCACGACUUCAGGCCGCCACUCAGUCGGUUCUCGUCAAUGGAGGACUGCCAACUGCUAUGCACAUCAACAAGCCAAUUCAGCUGCUCUUGGACCCUCCGUACGUGAAUGAACCAGAUCUCACAGCUGCCUUGCGGAUUCCGGAUGGCUCAGAAACACACCAGAAGUCAGCCCUGCAGGCGUUCUAUACAGCGAAUACGUUUGAGUGUGGGUAUCAUACGACAAUCACCAAUUUUCUACUUCAGCUGGAUACCGAGAAGCUGAAGUGUCUCCAGCCGGGCUCAGUGCGAUUGACGACCAAGUUGGCACAUAUGGGUUUCGUGAACCGAGCCUUGCAGGACUUCAACCAGCGCAGCGUCGACGGCUUGCUUCCCAGUGUGGUAGUUGUUCCCAUAACAGUCGAAGGCGAGAAACAAGACGUCUGGAUCAGCUGGACAGACGUCGAUGGGUAUGAUGGACUGGCGGGAGGAUGGCGGGCUGGAAAGGGCAAGGUCGUAACGAGAAAGCGACGUGCUUGAUGACGAUGUGUAUACUUAGCUGGUGAGAAGUACCUUACUGGUAUAUUACUGGUAUAGUACUAUAUUCACUGCAAAUGGCUAAGUUUUGUAGGAAUAGGAGGUAGGAGGAGGAGGUAGACAAAAAGAAGUUGAAAGCGUCGAUGAUCGGUCUCUAACGCGCCUGCUGCAUGAAGCCGCAGUGCCACCAGCCUCCGAUUUCGGGCUGUCCGAGACCACCCGAUUAAGUCAACAAACGCAACUUCAUGUUCUCUCUUCACUUCACUUCACUCUCAACACACACAGACACACACACCACACCCC
Messenger RNA from Sphaerulina musiva SO2202, 2396 nucleotides. RefSeq lists its product as uncharacterized. Bases 1215 to 2096 code for a protein of 293 amino acids. The transcript has 4 exons. Lineage: Eukaryota; Fungi; Ascomycota; Dothideomycetes; Mycosphaerellales; Mycosphaerellaceae. The record is from RefSeq and is a predicted model, not a curated record.